GUCAAAGCACGGAGCGCGCACAGCAGAGCACAUCAGAGAGAAUUAUUAGAUGAAUAGUGCAUUUCUCCGUGGACUUUCUACACAACAGUCACUCUUUGGGUUAUCUAAAUAAGACAGCCUACAAGGAAAACAUGUGCAACACAGAGGAGAGUUGUGCUGUGCUGGGCUCGAGGCAGCGGGCUCCAGGGCCUCUGUGGUGCUCCUGAUGCCCCUCUCCCACUAACGAAGAUCCCGGGUGGGCGAGGGACGGGCAGGGAUCUCCCUCACAGUGUACUGCACAAGGACGAAAAGUUGACGGUGACCGAGGCAGGGUCGGUAAGUGGAGCGCCCCCUGUCCUGCACUUCCAGUACCAGCUGAGCGAGCGACGGAUCUCCUCUUGGGACACGGUUCUGUCAGACGACGCUCUCUAUCUGGAAAUCCCUGCUGGUGCUCUUCACAAUGGCAGCAGAGAAGGUUUUACCCGGCUGCUGGAGUUUGCAGAGGAGCAGUUGAAAGUCAGCUAUGUGUUCCUGUGGCUUCACAAAAACAGAGACGAUCGACUGUCAAUCAUGAAGACCUUCCACUACAUGGGUUUUGAAGUGGUGAAACCGGGUCACCCGCUGGUGCCGGCUCGGCCCGAUCUCCUCUUUAUGGUCUAUUCUAUGGACAGCAGCAGUUCAGAUGAAGAGUGACCAUCACACUCUCGGUCAAUCUUAAGAUGCCCCCCCACCCCUCUUCCUCCCCCUCUCUAAUCUUCUGCAUCAAAGUGACUUUAAAGACAGGGGGAGGGACGUAGCUGCUCCGAUUUACACUCUGAUUGGUUCAGCUUCGGGUUUAUAUCUCACCGAUCCGUUCUGAUUGGUCGCUCCAUCAGCAGGAGGUGGGUUGGUGCUAAACCAGAAUCCAGCAUAUCCUUUCUGUUAAUUCACACCAUAUAUCAAAACAGUCAUGUAUAGAACAGCAGAUUUAGACAGCAGAGAUGGUAGUGAUACGUUUUACAGAAGGGCCUUUGUAAUCGACUGUAAACUGCUUUUUGUUGGCGAUUUAUGUGUUUCAGUUCGUCAGACUUCUGGUUUUACUCUUCUCUAGGAGUUUCAGCUAGUUAAUCAUUCAACAAGCUGAAAAGCGCUCCGCUCUUAGCAACUAAGACUCGACUCUCUUUAGCAGCACAAUUAGUCCUUCAGAUGCUCAUUAGGAUUUAUGCUACGUUCCAUUCAGCUCUUUGAACGUCCAACUUUCCACAGUUUGAGUGCACUUAAAGUUGGAUGUCCAACUUGGAAAGGUCUACGGAAAUUGAUUUCAGACUUGAACGCCACAGGAACAAGUCCAAAGGAAGUGCUAAAAAUUAGCUAAAGGCAAAAUGAUUAGCCCUCCUGUGAAAUUUAAAUAUUUCUCAAGUAAUGUUAAAAGGGCCAAGGGGAUUUUCACAGUAUUUCCUAUACAUUUCUUCUGUAGAAAGUCUUAUUUUUUGUUUGCCUGAAAUAUAAGUAGUUUUUAAUUAAGGCUGGGCCGAUAAACGA
Messenger RNA from Danio rerio (zebrafish), 1500 nucleotides. RefSeq names its product ornithine decarboxylase antizyme 2a (gene oaz2a). NCBI's taxonomy places the organism in Eukaryota, Metazoa, Chordata, Actinopteri, Cypriniformes, Danionidae. The record is from RefSeq and is marked reviewed. Gene Ontology annotation, molecular function: ornithine decarboxylase inhibitor activity.